Molecule: messenger RNA, 4470 nt
Organism: Alternaria hordeiaustralica
Lineage: Eukaryota; Fungi; Ascomycota; Dothideomycetes; Pleosporales; Pleosporaceae
Exons: 4
Coding region: 1-4470 (1489 amino acids)
Cellular component (GO): eukaryotic translation initiation factor 4F complex
Molecular function (GO): translation initiation factor activity; mRNA binding; protein binding
Source: RefSeq, a predicted model, not a curated record
AUGAGUAAUCCCGCCUCGACUUCGCAAACCCCGCCGAUUGCCGCUUCCUCGUCUGCGACCGCGAACAGCUCCUCUACAGGAUCGUCCGCCACCGUGGCCGCCGGUUCGGCUCAACCCACUGCCCGCAGCUCGUACGCCAACGCGACCAAACCCACGAUCGUGUCUAGCGCAGCGCCGCCCGUGGCAGUGGGAGGACCGCAGAACGCGCAGCAUGGCAAGAGCUCUUCUGUCUCCCCGGUGAACGGCAACGGCGCCCUCAAGCCUGCUAUUCCCGUCAUGCCCACCAUCGUCAGCGGUGGUCCCAACGGCAGCGCCCACGAGCGCAAGUCGUCUGUCCAGAUCAAGCAGACCCCGCCGGUUGCGACUGCAGGCGGCCCGCCCUCUGGUAUCAAGUUCGGGUCGCUUGCCGGCUCACCAGCGCCUGCCCACGCCUCGCCCGUAGUCCAGGGAAACCUGAACCCGGCGCAGGUGCAGAACCCGCGCGUUGCCUCGCCCGCUCAUUCACCAUCGCCCAUUCCUACGCCUAUUUCGGGAGGCCCCAAGCCCGACGGACUGCCCACUAGGCCAAACAUUGUGUUCGGUGGCCAGGGCGGUGAAAGCACUGAGCCUAACGCACGCCCUGCUAUGCCCCCUCAACCAAACUCUCACACGAUGCCCCAACACAUGCGUCGCGAAUCCUCCCAGUCUGCGCACAGCGACAUGAGCAACGCAAACAUGGGCCGCGGCGGCUCGUACUCCAACCGAGGAGGCCGUGGUGGAUUCCCUCCUCAAGGUCAAUACAACCCGCACAUGGCCAACCAUUCGCCACAGCCGUUCCGCCCGAUGCCUCAGAUGGGCCGCGGCCAGGCUGCGCCAUUCCACCCUCCUGGCCCGCAGCGCUCUCCUUACACACAGAACCGUAGCCCCGCUAUGACACCUGCUACUAUGCAUCAGCAGCAGCACCUCGCUAAUCCUCAGAGCAUGCCCUACUACCCGCAACAGCAGUACCCUCAACAGGCAAGUACAUCCUCCACUAUUUCAGCAACUCCCUCAGUUUCUUCAUCUCGCAGAUCGGUUUUCUCGACUGGAUCGCGAGUUUCUCACAAUUCUCCCAUGUCCAGCCAUGUUUCUGUCGGGACCGAGAGGCCUUUCAACCAAGGUCGAUCGGACUCGGCAAAUGUCCCCACACAAAUUGUUCCGCCACCAAAUGUUUCAGUCUUUUCAAGUACAAAUAUCGAAUCAUUCCUAACACAAAUUUCCCCACAGGCUAUCUACGGAGGCAUGCCCCAGCCCAACUUAGACCCGUACAACAACUUCUACCCGCAGAGCUACGGACUUCAGCAGUCUAUCCACUACCCAGGUGUUCCCGCCAGCCCAGGUCGUGGAUUCCCUCCUCAAAUGCAACCGUCUCCCUACGGUGUCGCCCCCUACGGUCAUCAGCCACAGGCUCAGAGCAUGUCGCGCACUCCCUCCAACAUGUCGGAGCGCCCGUCAUCUGCUGUUCCUCAGCCUUCCACACCUGCGAUGACCAACGUCAAUCACAUCUCGCACACGCACACUCCUAGCAUGACGGCGGCAAGCCCCGCACCUAGCUCCACCUUUGAGCGUCCGAAGAGGCAAAGCAAGGCCAUCCAGAUCAAGACUGUUGAUGGUGAAGUUGUCGACUUCAAGCCCAAGGGCGCCUCGCCUGCCCCGCCUGCUGUAGCAUCCGCUGCACCUGCUGCCCCUCGUUCUCCCGCUAUUGCUGCCACUCCCACUCCUCCGCGCGCGCCGAGCGCCACCGACUCUACUCGUGCUGAAGAUACCGCUUCCAAGAAGGCCGAGUUUGUCAAGCAGUUCCAGGAGAAGCUCCGCCUACAAGAGGAAGCCGAGAAGAAGGCCAAGGAAGCUACAGAGGAAGAGGCCAAGGCCGAAGCCAAUGCAAAGCUUGCUGCUAAAGAAGAGGCCGACGCCAAAGCUGCUCUUGAAGCCAAGGAGAAGGAGGAUGCUGAAGCUGCCAAGAAGGCCGAAACUGACGAGGCUGAGAAGAAGCGCCUCGAAGACGAAGAGAUGGACCGCAUGAUUGCUGAGAUGGAGGCCGAAGAGAAGAAGCGCGAAGAAGAUGAGAAGCGCUACGCCGAGGAGAAGGCAAAGAAGGCCGAGGCUGAGAAGGCCAACGCUGCCGAGAAGGUCAAGCAGGAGGAGGAGCGUCUGCGCAAGCUAGAGCGCGAAGCCGAAGAGGCUGAAGCUGCUCGUGCAGCAGAGACUCCUGAGCAAAAGGCCGAGCGCGAAGCCAAGGACAAGGCUCUCUUCGCAAGCUUGAAGAAGAACACCAUGUUCGGUCCUGGUGCCUCUCAGACUGAGGAAGAGGCGGCUCCCGCUGAGUCCUCAGCUCCUAUUGCCGCACCUGCACCCUCUAAGACCCCCACUGGCUCCAAGCCCAAGCCAGCUGCUCUCAAGCUCGAGACGAACAAGUCUGUCGAGCCCGCACAGCCGACUGCUGGUAUGCAGGCACUCAAGACUGCACGUUUCCUCGAAGUCCGUGCUGAGGUCAUGUAUCCUCAAGGCGUAGCCAGCCCCAACCCAGCUCUUAACAACAGCAACCGGAGCAAGGGCCGCCAGUACGACAAGGACUUCCUCUUGCAAUUCCAGGAUGUCUUCAAGGAGAAGCCAUCUGUUGACUGGGACAUGAAGCUCAAGGAGACAGUUGGUGACGAGCCCCAAUCUGCUCGCGGUCCUCCAUCUGCUCGUCCCGGUUCUAUGCAUCUGGGCGCCGGUGGACGUCAAGGCUCUCGCCCUGGCGGUGGCGGUGGAAUGGGUACAUUUGGGCAAGGUGGUGGAUUCCAGCCAGGAGGCCGCACACUCCCGCCAGGUACGACAUCCGAACAGCGUUUCCAGCAAGCCCAAGGCGGACGCGGUGGCUCUAUGACGAACCCUCUUGCUCAUGUCGUUCUAGGUGGAGGUCGUGGUGGAUUUCCUAUGGGCGGGCAGUCGAUGUCAGGACGUCAAAGCUCCUACCAGAGCGCCGACCGCAAUCAACCCAAUUCUCCUCGCGUUGGCAGCUCACGCGGUAGGGGCGGCCAAAACAGCCAUAAGGGCGGCCGUGGCGGCCAUGCUCAAGAUGCCAAGCAAAUGCCAUUGACAGCCGGCCAGGAAGUCAAGGCACUCCAACGCUCGCAGACUGGUUGGGUGCCUACGUCGCUCACUCAGCCCGCUGCUGUCCAGGCUCAAAUGAGCGCAGGCCACUUGGCUCCGGAUAUGGUACAACGUAAGGUCAAGGCCGCUCUCAACAAGAUGACACCCGACAAGUUCGACAAGAUUUCCGAUCAAAUCCUCGAGAUCGCUGGACAGUCAAAGGAUGAGACUGAUGGACGCACUCUUCGCCAGGUCAUUCAGCUCACCUUUGAGAAGGCUUGUGACGAGUCUCAUUGGUCGUCCAUGUACGCCAAGUUCUGUAGCCGCAUGUUGCAGACCAUGAGCACCGAGAUCAAGGAUGAGAAUGUCCGCGACAAGCACGGUGCGCCAGUUGUCGGUGGUGCUCUCUUCCGUAAGUACCUCCUCAACCGCUGUCAAGAGGAGUUCGAGCGUGGUUGGGAAGUCAACCUGCCCGAAGCGCCUGAAGGCGAAAAGGAGGCGAAGCUCCUGUCAGACGAGUACUACGUUGCCGCUGCAGCCAAGCGUAAGGGUCUCGGUCUGAUCCAGUUCAUCGGAGAGCUAUACAAGCUGGGCAUGUUGACUCUGCGCAUCAUGCACGAGUGUGUGCUCAAGCUUCUCGACUUUGAGGGUCUCCCCGAUGAGGCCGCUAUUGAGAGCUUGGUCAAGCUGCUACGCACUGUCGGUGCCACGAUGGAGUCCGCCGAAGCCGGCCCCAAGAUGAUCAACAUGUACUUCGAGCGCAUCGAGAAGGUCAUGAACAUGGAGGGUCUUCCUUCGCGUAUGCACUUCAUGUUGCUUGACACCGUCGACAUGCGCAAGUCCGGCUGGAAGUCCAAGGACAUCCUCAAGGGUCCCAAGACCAUCGCCGAGAUUCAUCAAGAAGCCAUGGCAGCCCAACAGGCCGCCGAGAUGGAGCGCACGCGAUCAAACCAACGCGGUGGUGGUGGCCGUCUUCCCAUGGGUCGCGGCGACGCUCGCUCGUUCUCAGGUGGUGGCAUGCAGCCUCCUCCAGACACUGGCAGCCGUGUCCAAAUGGACGAUCUCCGCAAGCUGUCCAAGGGUGCUUCUGGACGCAACCUCAACAACGCUGGAUCUCUCGGCCCGUCCAUGCUUGGUAACCGCGCCGGUAGCCGCCGUGGUAUGGGUAUCGGUCCCGGCAUGGGUAGUCGUGAAGACUCCAACGCCUCUUCGCGCAAUGGCACACCACCAGUGCAGAAGGAGAAGGAGGCCACUGCUCAUGCAAACGCUUUCAGUGCACUUGCUGCUCUUAGCAACGAAGACGCCGGCGAGGCUGGCUCUACAUCCAACGCUGCUGAUGAGUCUGCUGCCGACGCGGAGGCCAAGCCUUCCGAGUGA